This is a messenger RNA of Elgaria multicarinata webbii, 2191 nucleotides long. RefSeq names its product actin binding LIM protein family member 3 (gene ABLIM3). NCBI's taxonomy places the organism in Eukaryota, Metazoa, Chordata, Lepidosauria, Squamata, Anguidae. The record is from RefSeq and is a predicted model, not a curated record. Gene Ontology annotation, biological process: cilium assembly; cytoskeleton organization; lamellipodium assembly. The transcript is spliced from 23 exons. The coding region runs from base 57 to 2114 and encodes 685 amino acids. Gene Ontology annotation, cellular component: actin cytoskeleton; stress fiber. Gene Ontology annotation, molecular function: actin filament binding.
AUUUAAAGGGCAGUUUCCCUCCCUUUGUUGAAUGAGAAGAACAGCGCCGGAUCACCAUGAGCACCAGCACAGUUCCUUUUCAACAAAAUCCAUACAACUCCGGGGGUCGUCCCACCAUAAUCCAGUGCUAUCGCUGUGGAGAUACCUGUAAAGGGGAGGUGGUGCGUGUCCAGAGCAAUCACUUCCACAUCAGAUGCUUCACCUGCCAGGUAUGCGGCUGUGACCUAGCUCAGUCUGGCUUCUUCUUCAAAAAUGGGGAAUACAUCUGCACCCGUGACUAUCAGCAGCUAUAUGGUACCCGCUGUGACAGUUGCCAGGAUUUCAUCACUGGAGAGGUGAUCUCAGCCUUGGGCCGGACUUACCAUCCCAAGUGCUUUGUGUGCAGUAUGUGCAGGAAGCCAUUCCCCAUUGGAGACAAAGUUACAUUCAGUGGCAAGGACUGUGUUUGCCAAACCUGUUCCCAUUCGCUGAUCAGCAACAAACCCAUCAAGAUUCAUGGACCAAGCCAAUGUGCAGGUUGCAAGGAGGAGAUUAAGCAAGGUCAGUCACUGCUGGCCUUAGAGAAACAGUGGCAUGUCAGCUGCUUCAAGUGCCAAACCUGUGGAAUCAUCCUGACUGGAGAAUACAUUAGCAAGGACGGCAUUCCAUACUGUGAAUCUGACUAUCACGCCCAAUUUGGCAUUAAAUGUGAGACCUGCAACCGGUACAUCAGCGGCAGGGUCCUGGAGGCAGGAGGGAAGCAUUAUCACCCCACUUGUGCCAGAUGUGUGCGUUGCCACCAGAUGUUCACAGAAGGAGAAGAGAUGUACCUCACAGGUUCAGAAGUGUGGCAUCCCAUUUGCAAACAAGCAGCAAGAGCAGAAAAAAAGCUAAAGCACAGAAGAACAUCGGAAACCUCCAUCUCCCCACCUGGCUCCAGCAUCGGCUCCCCCAACCGAGUCAUCUGCGCUAAAGUGGAUAAUGAGAUCCUUAAUUACAAAGACCUAGCUGCUCUUCCCAAGAUUAAAGCCAUCUACGAGGUGCAGCGUCCUGACCUCAUUUCCUAUGAGCCCUAUCACAGAUAUACGUCGGACGAGACGCUGGAGAGAUAUAGCUAUGGGGAGUCUCUUGGAACAUUGUCUCCGUAUUCUCAGGACAUCUAUGAAAGCAUGGACAUCAGGCAGAGGCGAGCCUCCAGCCCAGGCUACAUUGACUCUCCCACCUACAGCCGCCAGGGCAUGUCUCCCACUAUCCCACGCUCUCCGCAUCAUUAUUACCGCUCAGGGACAGAGAGCGGGCGCAGCUCCCCCUACUAUAGCCAGUUAGAUGUGAGGUCUUCUACACCAACCUCAUACCAAGCUCCUAAGCAUUUCCACAUUCCAGCUGCUGCAGAGAGUAACAUCUACCGGAAACCGCCCAUCUAUAAAAGACACGAUACCCAAUCUGCAGCUACAAAAAGCAAAACCAGUGAGGAUAUAGCCCAGACCUCCAAAUAUAGUCCAGCCUAUUCUCCAGACCCCUAUUACCACUCAGAGACAGAAUAUUGGACUUUUCAAGGCUCACCUAAAGCGCCACGAGUUCGGAGAUUCUCCUCAGGAGGAGAAGAAGAUGGAUUUGAUCGAGGGAUGCAUAAGAUCCAGACUGGCAUUGGCAGAUUGAUACUGAAGGAAGAAAUGAAGGCACGAUCCAAUUCCUAUGCUGAUCCCUGGACACCGCCCCGCAGCUCAGCCGGCAGCCGAGAAGCUCUUCACACAGCUGGCUACGAAAGCUCCUUAAAUGGCUCACCUCGGACACAUUACCUAGCUGACAGUGAUCCCCUCAUUUCCAAAUCUGCCUCUCUUCCUGCUUACAGAAGGAACGGACUGCACAGGCCUCCCAGUGCUGAGCUCUUCCACUACGACAGCACGAAUGCCGUCAACUGGGGGAUGCGAGAAUACAAGAUAUACCCUUAUGAGCUGCUUCUGGUGACAACAAGGGGGAGAAACCGCUUGCCCAAAGAUGCAGACAGAACUCGGCUAGAGCGUCACCUGUCUGCAGAGGAAUUUUACCAGGUAUUUGGCAUGACCAUUGCUGAGUUUGAUCGCCUGGCCUUGUGGAAGAGGAAUGAGCUGAAGAAGCAGGCGCGACUCUUUUAAAAGCAGUGCAUUAUAAAUAAAUAUAUAUACAUACCUAUAAAUAUAUACAUAUAUAUAUAAUUAUAUAUAUAAUUAUA